This is a messenger RNA of Pangasianodon hypophthalmus (striped catfish), 6174 nucleotides long. RefSeq names its product calcium channel, voltage-dependent, beta 4a subunit (gene cacnb4a). Gene Ontology annotation, biological process: neuromuscular junction development; chemical synaptic transmission; calcium ion transmembrane transport. Gene Ontology annotation, cellular component: voltage-gated calcium channel complex. NCBI's taxonomy places the organism in Eukaryota, Metazoa, Chordata, Actinopteri, Siluriformes, Pangasiidae. Gene Ontology annotation, molecular function: protein binding; high voltage-gated calcium channel activity. The record is from RefSeq and is a predicted model, not a curated record. The coding region runs from base 433 to 1959 and encodes 508 amino acids. The transcript has 14 exons.
UCGAACAUCUCUACUCCAGAGUGAUAACAGACUUUUAUGGAGGCUUAUUUCUUGUGAAAUAGAAGAGAAAAACCCGAAUAUGCAGAGAAAGUCCAAUGUAAAAUCCACUUUAUCGCGGUGAAAUUGCACAGGGACAGCUGCAUGUCUACCUGCGUGACCUUUAGCUGAUGACGCAGGAGCUCAUCGGGCGCUAUAGAGGCGAGCGCGCGCCACUGUACACACACAUAUAUACACACACACAGCUGGAGCUCACGCGCAGUGAAACAGGAAGCGCGCGCAGUAGCCGAGCUUCGCUCUCUUUCUCUUUUUCUCUUCGUGUAAAGGUCCGUAAAGCCGCAGGUGAAGCUGGAGGCCAGCGUGCAUCUCUCUCCUCAGUAUGAGUGCAGCGGCAGAGAGAGACAGCCUCCUCCAUGGAGCGACGAACUGGCCCAAAUGUCCCGACACAUCUACACUCGACACGGGACAAACGACGGAGCUUCUAAAGCCGUCUUUCAGAUCAACAGAGGCACCUAUUCCCGCCGCAGCCGUCUCAAGAGGUCCGAUGGCAGCACUACUUCCACCAGCUUCAUCCUCCGUCAGGGUUCAGCUGAUUCCUACACGAGCAGGCCAUCUGACUCAGAUGUGUCUCUGGAGGAAGAGCAGGGUGGCCGCCAGGAGAGAGAGCAGCAGGCUGUGGUGCAGCUGGAGAGGGCUAAGGCCAAAGCAGUGGCUUUCGCUGUGAAGACGAAUGUCAGUUACUGUGGUGCUCUGGAUGAAGAUGUUCCUGUUGCUGGAACUGCCAUUUCCUUUGACACUAAAGACUUUCUCCACAUCAAGGAGAAAUACAACAAUGAUUGGUGGAUUGGGCGACUAGUAAAGGAGGGGUGUGACAUUGGUUUUAUCCCUAGCCCUUUAAAACUGGAGAAUAUCCGUCUUCAGCAGGAGCAGAAGAGGGGACGCUUCCAUGGGAAGUCCAGUGGGAAUUCCUCUUCCAGCCUUGGAGAGAUGGUGUCAGGCACCUUCAAAACCAAUCCUCCAUCUGCAGCUAAACAGAAACAGAAAGUGGCUGAGCAUAUUCCUCCAUAUGAUGUUGUCCCCUCCAUGAGGCCAGUGGUUUUAGUUGGUCCUUCACUAAAGGGAUAUGAGGUGACAGAUAUGAUGCAGAAAGCCCUUUUUGACUUCCUGAAGCACAGGUUUGAUGGCAGGAUAUCUAUUACAAGAGUGACAGCAGACAUCUCAUUAGCAAAGAGAUCUGUGCUCAACAACCCAAGCAAGAGAGCCAUUAUUGAAAGAUCCAACACCAGGUCAAAUUUAGCGGAAGUCCAGAGUGAGAUUGAGAGGAUCUUCGAGCUGGCUAGAUCUCUUCAGCUGGUUGUUCUGGAUGCUGACACGAUCAACCACCCAGCCCAGCUCAUUAAGACCUCAUUAGCACCCAUUAUUGUGCAUGUCAAAGUGUCUUCUCCCAAGGUCUUGCAGCGGUUGAUCAAAUCACGUGGGAAAUCACAGAGUAAGCACCUCAAUGUACAGUUGGUGGCUGCAGACAAAUUGGCUCAGUGUCCGCCGGAAAUGUUUGACAUUAUUUUGGAUGAAAACCAGCUAGAGGAUGCAUGCGAACACCUGGCUGAGUACCUGGAAGCCUACUGGCGGGCAACACACACGUCACUGAGCACUCCACUAAACCCUCUGCUGGGACGCAACCUGGGCUCCACUGCUCUCACACCCUACCCCACAGCCAUCUCCACUCUGCAGAGCCAAAGAAACAGAAACAGGAAUCAUUCCAGCGAUCAUUCGCCAAUUGAGAGGCGCAGUCUGAUGACUUCAACUGAAAACUACCACAACACCGAGCGUCAACAGAAGAGCCGGGAGCAAUGGCCACUGGUGGAGGAGGACUACACCGACCCAUACCAGGACACAUACAAACCACACCGGAGCCGUGGCUCUCCAGGGGGAUACAGCAACGACUCACACCACAGAACCUAAGUUCAGCUUCUGCACCCUCUACUGUCCUCGUCUGAGUCCUUUUCUGAGGCAUAGUACCUUGUAUUCCCUCUUGCACUGGUUCUCAUCAAUGGGGAAAGAUCGGGUCAUAUUUGCUUUAAUUGUGGCUAUAAAAUGUUUGUCAGAGAAAUUUGAGGUACAGUAUUCUGCAUUUCAAAAUAUCUCAGCAAGCGAAAUUAUGAUCCUGGGAUGGCCGAAAAUGAAAUGCUAUCCCUCUGGUACAUUAUCUUUCUAAGGUCAUAAGAAUUCUGUGUCUUGUAGGUAAGUUCUCUGUGCAUUUGCAGGGUUAGGUGAUGAAGCAGGUUGGCUCAGAUCAAGAUGCAGAAAUGGCACAGCGCCAAGACCCUUUUGCACAGUAAAAAUUAUUUAGUAGUUACUAGAAAUGGAGUGCACAAUUCCAGAGCAAUGCCAGUGUAUGACCUUUGUUUAUAUGGUAUCAAUUUUGACUGAGAGUGCUCAGAGAGCCUCAGGAACAGGACAUACAGUGGAUAUAAAAAGUCUACAUGCCCCUGUUAAAAUUGCAGGGUUAUCUGGUAAAAAAUGAAACACAGAUAAAACAUAUCAGAUCUUUUCCAUCUUUAUUGUGAUGUAGCAACCAGAAAAAUCCAAGUGGAAAACCAAUAAAAAAAUAACUUAAAACUUAUAAUGACCUUGUUAUACAGCUAAUUAUCAUACAGCUGUCAUCAGUUAAGUCAUUCAGAUUAACCUCAAAUAAAGGUCAGCUAUUUCUUUAGGAUUUUCGUGACCCCUUGGUUUCAUCCAACUGCUGAAGCCAUGGUCCGCAAAGAGCUUACAAAGCAUGUACAGAAUCUCAUUGUUUAAAGGUAUCGGUCAGGAGAGGGGUACAAAAGAAUUUCCAAAACAUUAAAUGUACCACGGAACACCAUGAAGGCCAUCAUCAACAAGUGGAGAAAAUGGGGCACCAAAGUGACAUUACUAAAGAACAGGAUGUUCCUCCAAAAUUAAAGAAAGGACAAGAAGAAAACUUAUCAGAAAGGCUGCAAAGAGAACAUUAAAGGAGCUGCAAGAAUAUCUGGCAAGCACUAGUCACUAUUGUACUGUAUGUGCCAAAAAUCUCUCAUAUUCUUCACAUAUCUGGGCAAAGGAGUAGGGUGGCUAGAGGGAAGCCCUUUCUCACUGUAAAAAACAUCCAACCUAAAUCACCCCCAAACCAUGUGGCAAAGUGUGUUAUGGUCUGAUGAGACCAAUGCAGAAAUUUUUGACAUAAUUCUAAAAGAUAUGUCUGGUGCAAAAACAAGACAGCAAACAGCACCAUACCCACAAUGAAGCAUAGUAGCUGCUUCUCUUCAGGUGGGACUGGGCCAACUUAUGCAACCAGGUUAUUGUAGUUUUUUCAGAUUCUUUUUUUUUUUUUUCAUAAAGCAUUUCUAUUUGUUUUUCACUUUGUCAGGGAGUUGGAGUCGGAUGCAAGUCCAGGUGGUUUUAUAAAAGGACACAAACACAAAAGAAACAAUGUGAAACCAAAAACCAUAUACAUAAACUAUGCUCACAAGGCAGGAAACACAUACAGACCAUAGGUUACACAUGACAAAAGCUUGACAAAGAAACGCACUGAAACCAGAACUUAAAUAGGGGUGCUAAAUAGGUGCAACAGGAGACAGGUGUGAGUGAUCAGUAAGGCAUAUUAUCUGGUCAUAUGAUGUGUUGGGGCUGUUGGGUAAUGUAGUUCUGCCUGGUUACUGGCACUGAACUUUGUUGUUUGCUACAUCACAUUAAAGGUGGAAAAAGAUCUGCCAUGAUUUAUAUUGGUUUCAUUUUUUUCCCAUUAGAAAAACCUGCAAUUUUAACAAGGAUGUGUAUAGUUUUUAUAUCCACUGUACGUGCCAAAACAUAACCCCUCUCCAUAUGUUGAUAUUGAGAAUAAUGAAACAUGAGCCACAUUGUACUGACACAGACAUAUUAUUUUAGUCUUAUAGAGAAGGCUACAGUCUCAUUUGAUAGUAAUAGUGCAUCCUGUAAUGUGAUUACACAAUGGGUAUGUCUUUAAAGUAGAAUGGAGUUAACUCAAAUAUUUAAAUUAGUAGAAAACAGGAAACCUAGAUUUAAAGAGCAUUGAAAUGAUAUUUUGUAAUGAGCAAAAAAAAUGUUUGCCCUCUUAGUUCUGUCAAAUUUGUGUAUAGAGUAAGUUAAGGAAGCAAUACAUAGAUUUAUAAUCAAAUAUCUAAAAUGUGGAUGCACCAAUAUCAUUGAAAUAUAAGUAAAUAGUAAUAUUAGGAUAAAUAUUCAGUGUCAGUACGUGGUGUCCUAGAACUUCUGGAAAUGUUCUUAUUAUCUGCAGUGGCUGUUUUGUGGCUGUAGUUUCUUAUGCCAUGGACAGCAUCAUUUACUGCAGUGCUAAUGUACUAGUAAUGUACGAUUCAUGAGGAUGACACAGAGCUCUUUUAGAUCAGAUGUUGGCUUGUAAGAGUGUCCCCUGCUUUAUGGUGUGUGUUGUCUUUGAACAAUAUACAUGCGGGUAGGCUCUCAGUUGCACAGUGACAGAUUACACUGAAAUCUUUAUCCACUAAGAAAGCAUCCACUAAGCAGUUUCCAAACCCGAGCCAAUUAAAUACAGUGUAGUUGAGUGAAGUGUCCUUACUGUACUACUGCUGCCAGCCCCAUUCUGCCAGGCCUUUAGCAUUUAUAAAACCCAUUAGUUUACAUCCAGCAAUUUGCUGAAUAGUGUAGAAAACAACAGUUUACUUUUAAAAAUGCAUGUAUCUCAUACAGACAUAUUUUCAUUCAUUAGGAAGGAGGAUGUUGAAUUGAGCCUUCUAUAUACGUACUCCACAAUGAUAUGUUUCAGUGAGAUGGCUCCAUAGUUGUUUCACAUUUUUGUUACACAUUUAGUUAAUGAGAAAGAGCUACAUUCACGCAGACAAAACCAUGGUGCUUAACGCUUUGUUUUGCUAACUGAUGAUAAAAAAUGUGUCAUAUAAUAAAAAUUGGUAACACUUUCUAUGAAGGCCAUAUGUACCAUAUGAAGGCCAUAUGUAAUGACCUAUGAAUACAUUCAUAACUUGCAUUCAUAAGGAAUUAUGUACAUUAUUAUGAUUAUUUAUGAAACUGCAUUACAGUUUAUAGCAGUGGUUAUAAUGCAUUUUUAAGUAUGUAGAGUUGUAUACACACUGACUAUAAAGUCAGCUAUAAAGGUAGCUGUAAAGUGUCAUGCAUUUUCAUAAAUGAUUAAAAUGAUGUGGAUGAUGUUUUAUGACUACAUUAGGAAAUGAUAUGUAUACGUGUUAAUGUCUAUAUAGCUCUUCUUAACUAUGAUCUUAACUAUGAUCUUCAUAGAAAAUGUUACCUAAAUCCUCCAGGGUGGUGAAGAUCAUUUAGGUUCAAACACUGAAUAAAUAUAUUUAACACACACACACACACACACUUAUUUAGUUACUUAUGUACAAGUUCUCAAUGUUUAUACUGAUAUGUGAUUGUAUGUAUGUUAUGUAUUGUAGCUAAUGCUCAGGGUCCUUAUAAUAUCAUGCCAUCAGGUUGUGACAUUUUUGCCAUAUUUUUUUUUAGUUCCAAUUUAUUUUUGUAAUUUUACAAGGUGUCCUGUCAUAUCACACAGUGUAUGGUUUUGUUUCAUCUGGUACACCGAUUCAUGCGUUUUUUGUUUGUUAUUAUGACUAUGCCUUAAAUCUGACACCUUGAUAAUUUCUGGAAUAUUUUAAUUUCUUUCUCAUUGUAAAGACAUGGUCUAAAUAAAACUCCACAUACAAUCUAUAUAGUUUUAGUUUAUAAUAAUGAUGAACGAUGUUAUGUAGACACAUUUCUCUCAUUGAGAUGACAAGUUACUUUUCCCUCAUUUAUGGGUCCAGUAAAACCAUCUUUACCCUGGCAACACCUCCCUAAAAGAGAUUUUAUUUGUUCUGCUAUGGCUGAUGUGAUGCAGAUUCACGAGAAUUAUUGGUAAUAAAAUGGAUACCUAUGUAAUCGAGAAUCAAUGACAACCAUUUACUAUGCAAAUGUGUACAGUGCUGCAUGCUGACGCUUUACCUCCCUCUGCAGUUUCUUUGGAGUUCAGUUGGAGUUCAAAUUUUGGCAUUAUUUUUGGGCAGGAUGGCAUCUGAGAGCAAUGCAAAACUGCAUGCGUUCUAGUCAAUUUGAUUCAAUCUAAUUAAGAAAGAGUUUGUUUUUGGAAUGUGGGAGAAUAUAUGUGUAAAAACAGAUGGAUCUAGCUGCAUUUGUUAAUGU